Messenger RNA from Endocarpon pusillum Z07020, 1563 nucleotides. RefSeq lists its product as uncharacterized. Bases 1 to 1563 code for a protein of 520 amino acids. The record is from RefSeq and is a predicted model, not a curated record. Gene Ontology annotation, biological process: positive regulation of transcription by RNA polymerase II. Gene Ontology annotation, molecular function: transcription cis-regulatory region binding; DNA-binding transcription factor activity. The transcript is spliced from 2 exons. Gene Ontology annotation, cellular component: nucleus. Lineage: Eukaryota; Fungi; Ascomycota; Eurotiomycetes; Verrucariales; Verrucariaceae.
AUGGCUUCGAAUCGACGAGGUGAUCCAGGGCACCGCUCACCCCCACCGUCACCUUCUCCACCACAGUCACUGGCCGCCAGCGAACAUUCUGGUCGUUCGAACAAGCCGGUAUGUCAAGUCUGCGGGCGUCAAUCUUGCCAAUUGACGACCCAUCGAGAUUAUGCGAGGCGCGCCGCUGUACCGCCUACACGACCCAGUUCUCUGUCAAAACCAUCGCCAAAGGAGCAAGAACCCAAUUUUCCCAUUGAGAUGAAGGCAAACAUGCGCCAGCUUUACCAUCAUUUCUUCACUGUAGAGAUUCCGCGUAGGGAAGUGAUACCGCACCCCACUGGCGUAUCAAGAAACCGCGCCAUGUCCCAAAUAUACUCGUCGUUGGCUGAGAAAUGCCCCUCACUAUGUUACAGCAUUGUUGCCUUCGCAGCAUCCCGCAUCGCUAGUAGUCAAGGUGCGGUAGACGAUCGGGCACUAAAGCACUAUUCGCAGGGCGUGAGAAGUCUUGCGGACGCUGUUAACGGGCCUGCCGCUGAAAGCGUCACACUGGCAGCACUAACAUUACUUCAACAUGACCUCAUAUUCUUCCAUGCUCGGGCCAUAGACACCCAUAUCGAAGGGAUAUAUACCAUGAUCAACAAACAAGGAGGGUUGGCUUACCUCGAUGGAACGAUUGGUCAGAUUGCGCUCACUUGUGAUUACCAGGCCUCCAUGCUACUUGAUCGCGUCCCCAACUAUCGGCAUCCAUCUCUGCCGGAUGCAAGGCCUCUUAAUGCGCCUGAUGUUACGAAUGGGCAGUCCUUUCCGACUUGCAGUAUAUGGCCCCUGGUUGAUCCUCGACUGCGGGAAGUUAUCCAAGAUGUUUGUCUUUUGAUUGAAUUGCUUGAGCGCUCACGUCAUUAUCCCACUACAAUGGGUGAUUACCAAUUCUUUGGCUACAAAAGAAAUGUCAUCGAAAACGGGCUGGGUUUUAUGUACGCAGAAUUCAACGGCUCGGCAACGAUCAAUGAAUGCCUGUGCUUGGCCGUCAUUCUCUUGCAGAGCAUGACCAUUGGCGGCAUUGACACGAUCCAUGGGGUCUUCGAUCAUCUCAUACCGAAAUUAAAGGUUGCCGUGGGCGACAUACACCUGAAAAUGGGCAAUCUGUGGGCCACGGAGACGCAGAUGGCCAUCUGGAUAAUGUUCAUUGGGACUGCGAUCCCUGACGUUUACAAAAGGUUCCGGAUCGAAUUCUUGGACAAGGUUAGUAGGAUGCUGGAAGCCACCUAUGGGAAGGAGCUUCCCAACUCUAAAGCCCGAGUCCGCGCCGGCCUGUCCAAGUACAUUUGGUGUGAUUUAAUGCUCAGCAAAAGAUUCAACAAGGCCUGGAAAGAGCUUAUGAGCUUUUCUCCUCAACAAGGCGCAGACACUGCUGACUCUGACAGUGGGAACGACGAUGGCAGCAGUCAGGCUACCGCAGGGGAGGCUGGUAGCAUCGUUGCCGGCUCUGCAAUGCCCAGCGGUGCAAACCUCCCUCGAGAUGAACCGCAAGCUGGUGGCAAGGGCAAAGGACGAGAGCGGCGGCCAACCUGA